AUCAGUCAACCCACUGACUGUAAAAUGUUGCUCAACGAGUAAAUUCCAGCGGCAACUGCAAUUGGUUUAAAGAGCCACUCCGAUGUUACGAAGUUGAUUUGUAUGCCGGCAAGGUACUGACGCAAGUGGGACUAUGAUUUUCAAAGCCUUGUUUUUCGUGCUCGUUGGCGCCACCCUAGUUCUGGGUAAGCCAGUGUUCCGGAACUUGGAAACUGCUACGAAGAAAGAAGCUCGUGACAUCAUUGAAAUAGACGAAACUAACAACCAAGGACCCGGGAUCGUUGUUCCAGAGCCUCAACCGGAUACGGAUGACCAGAAUGAGCUUCCGUCUGGAGGAUUCAGCACCGUACCGCCUACAGCCGAGCCUACAGUAGGCGAAGAAGAGCUUCCAGAAGAUCUGACCGCUAGGCCGACAGCCACAUUCGAGCCCCCAGUAGGCGAGGAAGAACUCCCGGAAGAUAAUGCAGGGGAGAAAGAGGAGACCGUUCACGAUAAAGUUGAGAAGUGGAUCGGUGGCGUAGAGGAAAAAGUGAAGGAACACUUUGAAGGUAAGAAGGAAAUCGUCAAAGACACUUGGGACAGUCUCAAGGGCGCGUGGAACAGAUGGCACUUGUUUUAAUAAAAUAAAUAAAGCUCGUCAUUGAA
Molecule: messenger RNA, 645 nt
Organism: Nasonia vitripennis (jewel wasp)
Lineage: Eukaryota; Metazoa; Arthropoda; Insecta; Hymenoptera; Pteromalidae
Exons: 7
Coding region: 134-619 (161 amino acids)
Source: RefSeq, a predicted model, not a curated record